Molecule: messenger RNA, 465 nt
Organism: Diplodia corticola
Lineage: Eukaryota; Fungi; Ascomycota; Dothideomycetes; Botryosphaeriales; Botryosphaeriaceae
Product: ubiquitin-40s ribosomal protein s31 fusion protein
Exons: 3
Coding region: 1-465 (154 amino acids)
Biological process (GO): protein ubiquitination; modification-dependent protein catabolic process; translation
Cellular component (GO): cytoplasm; nucleus; ribosome
Molecular function (GO): ubiquitin protein ligase binding; protein tag activity; structural constituent of ribosome
Source: RefSeq, a predicted model, not a curated record
AUGCAGAUCUUCGUCAAGACCCUCACGGGCAAGACUAUCACCCUUGAGGUGGAGUCGUCUGACACCAUCGACAAUGUCAAGAGCAAGAUCCAGGACAAGGAGGGCAUUCCUCCGGACCAGCAGCGUCUGAUCUUCGCGGGCAAGCAGCUCGAGGAUGGCCGUACCCUCUCGGACUACAACAUCCAGAAGGAGUCCACCCUCCACCUCGUGCUGCGCCUGCGUGGUGGUGCUAAGAAGAGGAAGAAGAAGGUCUACACCACCCCCAAGAAGAUCAAGCACAAGAGGAAGAAAACCAAACUCGCCGUCCUUAAGUACUACAAGGUCGACGGCGACGGCAAGAUCGAGCGCCUCAGGAGGGAGUGCCCGCAGGAGCAGUGCGGUGCUGGUGUCUUCAUGGCUGCCAUGCACAACCGCCAGUACUGCGGCAAGUGCCACCUGACCUACGUCUUCGACGAGUCCAAGUAA